AACAGCGUCAGUACUACCAACAGCUGCCACUGCAGGAGCCAUCUCCCAUGGUACCCAUGAUCGCACGCGUGUGGGGCGGCGCGGGGGCGGACGCCGAGUGGACGGACGUGCCGGUGACGCCCCUGACCACGUGCCGAGACCUGGUGGACUGCUGCCGGGACCCCGGGGACGAGCCCUGCACGCUGGUCGAGGUGUCGGUGGGACACGAGCGGGCGCUGUCGGACUCGGAGCGCCCCCUGGAGGUGCUGCAGCAGUGGCGCGGCCGCGGGCCCGUCAGGCUCGUGCUGCGCUACACGCUCGACCACGACCACGACCGCGAGCACGACCUCGACCUGGACAACCAGAGGCGGCUCAGCCCCCACACGCCCCUCCCGUCGCAAGGUGAGUACGGCACACCGUCUACUCCUCAGCACCCGUCCUUCUUCCUCUUCUUCAGCUAUAUUCACAUGAGUAUAUAG
Messenger RNA from Schistocerca nitens (vagrant locust), 458 nucleotides. Its product is annotated as apoptosis-stimulating of p53 protein 2-like. Gene Ontology annotation, molecular function: p53 binding. The record is from RefSeq and is a predicted model, not a curated record. NCBI's taxonomy places the organism in Eukaryota, Metazoa, Arthropoda, Insecta, Orthoptera, Acrididae. Gene Ontology annotation, cellular component: nucleus. The transcript has 3 exons. Gene Ontology annotation, biological process: regulation of apoptotic process; signal transduction. The coding region runs from base 48 to 458 and encodes 136 amino acids.